AUGAUCUCAGUGCCGAAGACUAAAUCCCUCGUCAUCGCAAAGGAACCCAUCAGGUGUAAGCUGACCAUAAACGAUGAAAUCAUAGAGCAGGUCAUGUCGUUCAAAUAUCUGGGAGUAGAAAUAUCCUCUAAUCAGGACAGAAAGAAGGAGGUCCAGGGCCAGAUCGACAAGGCGGCAAGAAUAUCUGGGUACCUAAAAGAAAUCAUUUGGCGGAACAAACACAUGAAGAGGGAAGCCAAAGUAAAGAUCUAUAAAACCUGCGUCCGACCAAUUAUGACGUAUGCUGCGGAGACCAGAGCAGACAUCAGAAAAACCAAAAGCAUGGUCCGCACGACAGAGAUGCGGACUCUCCGAGCCAUCGCAGGGUACACACUCAGGGACAGAGUACCCAACGUGACGAUCAGGGAAACCUGCGGCGUCCAAGACAUUAUCCGAUGGGCAAGGCAGAGGAGACGAGGAUGGAAUGAACAUGUAUCCAGGAUAGGGGAGGAAAGGAUGGCGAGAAUAGCGAGAGAUGGGAAACCGAGCUCCAGAAAACCUCUAGGAAGGCCCCCAAAAAGAUGGAUGGACAGUUGGACAUCUAGGUCACAGGAGGCGAAAUGA
Messenger RNA from Cataglyphis hispanica, 603 nucleotides. RefSeq lists its product as uncharacterized. The coding region runs from base 1 to 603 and encodes 200 amino acids. The transcript has a single exon. The record is from RefSeq and is a predicted model, not a curated record. NCBI's taxonomy places the organism in Eukaryota, Metazoa, Arthropoda, Insecta, Hymenoptera, Formicidae.